GUGAAAGAACUUGUCUUGGACAACUGUCGGUCGAACGAAGGCAAAAUCGAGGGCCUCACGGAUGAGUUCAAAGAACUGGAAUUCUUAAGUACAAUCAACGUAGGCCUCACCUCAGUCGCGAACUUACCAAAGUUAAACAAACUUAAGAAGCUUGAACUAAGCGAUAACAGAAUCUCAGGGGGCCUGGACGUGUUGGCGGAAAAGUGUCCGAACCUCACACAUCUAAAUUUAAGUGGCAACAAAAUUAAAGACCUCAGCACAAUAGAGCCACUGGAGGACGAAGAAGGCUACAAUGACGGCGAAGUCGACGACGAGGAAGACGAGGAAGACCUUGGUGAAGAAGAAAAGGGCCAGAAGCGGAAACGAGAGCCUGAAGAUGAGGGAGAAGACGACGACUGAGUGACUAACUGUUUUCAGAAAUCCCUGUCGUGAUUUGACUGUUUUUACCCACGUCCCUCCUGCCCUCCAAAUCCUGCCCCCCGAAACUUAUUUUUUUCUGACUGUAACGUUGCUGUGGGAACGAGAGGGGAAGAGUGUACUUGGGGGUCGC
Castor canadensis (American beaver) is the source of this 550-nucleotide messenger RNA. The record is from RefSeq and is a predicted model, not a curated record. Lineage: Eukaryota; Metazoa; Chordata; Mammalia; Rodentia; Castoridae.